CCACAGAAAAUCUCGUUGUGGCCCGUGUUGCCAUUUUAGCGUAUAAGUAACACGAAGGUUGCGUGCACCGAACGCUGGCAAACAAGGUGAAUAUAGAUUUGGAUGGGUUUUAUUAUAACCUUCUAAGCAGCAGAUUUCGACCGUGUUGCCUUGUUCUGACGAAGUUCCGGUACUUGGAUACUGUCACAGCUUGUUCUGUUAGAGUAGCUACCCAAACUCAAACACCAGCCAGGUUGCAUGAUUCAAUUUUUUAUUUAUCACAAUUUCUGAGCAAGAGCUCUGAAACAAGAAUGGGAUUCAGGUUCCAAUUUCUAAAUCCCAUGUGCCGAUCCUACCUCUCAAGACGGUCUUCACCCAAAAAUCUCUGCCCCGAUCCCAUUGUGAUCCAGUCUCUCAAUCCCCAUUUCCAAGUUUACCAUCGCCCGGUCUUCUCUGAUAACCCCAAUUACAACAUCCCAAGACGGUGGCAUUUGGGUCAUUCUCAUGAUCACCACCAUAACGUAACAAAGGAAGGAGAAAAAAUAUUCCAGUUGGGUCUGGGAGCGGAUAUCGGUUUAGCUACUGCUAAAGCUUUGACUGGGUAUUUAUCCGGAAGCACCGCUAUCAUUGCUGACGCCGCCCAUUCAAUUUCUGACGUGGUUCUUAGUGGGGUUGCUUUAUGGACGUUUAAAGCUGCAAAGGCUCCCAAAGACGAAGAACACCCAUAUGGACAUGGUAAGUUUGAGACCAUUGGGGCCUUGGGAAUUUCCUGUAUGCUUUUGGCAACUGCUGGUGGUAUUGCUUGGCAUGCUUUAGAAAUCCUAAUUGGGUUGUUGUCCACUGCUCCUGAAGUAGUUAAUAAUCAUUCAUUGGCUCACGGGCAGAGCCAUCAUCAUGGAAUUGAUAUGCAUCACCCUAUACUAGCGUUGAAUGUGACCAUUGUAGCAAUAUGUGUUAAAGAAGGGCUUUACUGGAUAACAAAAAGAGCUGCGGAAAGGCAAGGCAGUGGACUGAUGAAAGCAAAUGCAUGGCAUCACCGUGCAGAUGCAAUUUCAUCUGUAGUUGCACUUAUUGGGGUUGGAGGCACUAUUCUUGGAGUAAAGUUUUUAGAUCCUCUUGCUGGACUGGUUGUCUCAGGAAUGAUUCUAAAAGCUGGACUGGAAACUGGAUAUCAGAGUGUUCUUGAACUUGUCGAUGCUGCAAUCCCUGCGGAACAGUUGGAGCCCAUAAAUCAAACAAUUCUGCUAGUUGAAGGUGUCAAGGGAUGCCAUCGUUUAAGAGCAAGGAGAGCUGGUUCUAAUCUAUACCUUGAUGUACAUAUCGUGGUCAAUCCCUUUUCUAGUGUUAGUGCUGCACAUGGCAUUGGUGAAAACAUUCGUCAUCAAAUUCAUGAGUCCCACCCUGAAGUGACUGAAGUUUUCAUACACAUAGAUCCUGCAUAUAUAGAGUUCUCCCCCGACGUAAUGGACCAGAAAGAAAGUUCGAAGAGAAUCGAGGAACGGAAUAAUAAUAUUUCUGCCAGGGAGGAAAAUGUUGAAGCAAUUGUUUCUAGCAUAUUUUCAUCAAAGUUUCCAGAGAAAUUUAUGGUUGAACGCAUAACUCAUCACAUGUUACAAGGGAAGAUAUUACUGGAAGUUGAGUUUAGCAUGCCCCCGGAUAUCAUGAUUCGUGAUGCUAUGGAAGCGGCGAAGGAGGCAGCGAAGGAGAUACCGAAUGCAGCUUCAAACAUUGUUCAUGUCAAUGUUCAGCUAAGAUUGGGAAGUCCAAUUCCGCAGUUCAAGUAUACAUAGCAAAGUUUCAAUUGUUCAAAAAAC
This is a messenger RNA of Durio zibethinus, 1793 nucleotides long. RefSeq names its product metal tolerance protein C1-like. Gene Ontology annotation, cellular component: membrane. Gene Ontology annotation, molecular function: monoatomic cation transmembrane transporter activity. The record is from RefSeq and is a predicted model, not a curated record. Gene Ontology annotation, biological process: monoatomic cation transport; transmembrane transport. Lineage: Eukaryota; Viridiplantae; Streptophyta; Magnoliopsida; Malvales; Malvaceae.